Molecule: messenger RNA, 2553 nt
Organism: Beauveria bassiana ARSEF 2860
Lineage: Eukaryota; Fungi; Ascomycota; Sordariomycetes; Hypocreales; Cordycipitaceae
Product: RNA recognition domain-containing protein
Exons: 3
Coding region: 1-2553 (850 amino acids)
Molecular function (GO): RNA binding
Source: RefSeq, a predicted model, not a curated record
AUGGAAACUUCAAGAAUUUUUGUCAAGGGCUUGCCGACCAGUCUUACCGAGGCCGAGUUUCGGAAACACUUCUCUGCGGGAAACCGGCAAGUCACAGAUGUUAAGCUCAUGGCACAGCGCCGCAUCGGCUAUGUAGGCUAUAAGUCAGCAGAGGACGCCGCAAAGGCUGUCAAGUACUUUAACAAGACCUACAUCCGCAUGUCCAAGAUUGGUGUCGAACCCGCGAGAGCAAUUUCAAACCCCGCGUCGACAAAGGCGCCUGUCGCCACCCAAACCGGUGCUCCGGAGAAGGCCACCAAAGUUCUAUCCUCGGCUGCCUCUGUCGAAGAUGGUUCCAAGAAGAGAAAGCGGGAGGACCUCGACCAGUCAGAUCACAAGCUGCAAGAGUAUCUUCGGGUCAUGGGGACAGGUAGAGAGAGCCUCGUUGCCAACGAGACAGCUGUUGAAUCAAGCGGAGCCCUAGCGCAACUGGACUCUGCGCUGGUGCCUGAUGGGGAAAGCGAUGACGAGUACGUCCAAGUUCCCUCGAGGAAGGAAAAGUUUCGAAAGGUUGAUCAUGCGACGGGCGAGACCGGUGUGGCUCAAGUGAUAUCGGCGAGGAACUCAACAUCUAGUAGAGAGACUGCAAGUAUCCCGGCCGACGGUGUGGCUGGGCCGUUGCCCAGGCCACUGGCCCCAGGGUCUGAGCCGGCGGAUGAACCAGCUGAUGUGGCAAUGGAUGCGACGGAUGAUGAUUGGCUGCGCUCUCGAACAAACCGACUUCUGGACCUGGUAGAUCCAGACGACAUUUCCCGUGUCGUACCCAUUGAAAAGGCUGAGUGUGACAGCUUGGCUGCUCAAGAGGUUGGAAAUGACAAAGAGGCUCCGCAUUCCGAGCAGGACGGAACUCACGAUGACCAAGAGCCCCUCCCACAACAAGGGCAGGACAAAGACUUAGCUGCAGAAGCUAUUUCGAAGACUUCUCGGCUAUUCGUUCGAAAUCUCCCUUACUCCGCCACCGAAGAUGACCUGAGAGAGGAGUUUGAAAAGUUUGGGGGUGUAGACGAAAUACAUCUGCCAAUCAAUGCACAAGGCACAGCCAAAGGUUUUGCGAUGCUGCUGUUUACAAAGCCAUCUGACGCGGUUGCUGCAUUCCAUGCGUUGGAUGGGGCAACUUUCCAGGGGCGUAUAAUCCACAUCAUUCCAGCGGAUGCGAAAAGAGAGCAUGGUGUGGACGACUUUUCCUUGUCUAACCUCCCGCUGAAGAAACAAAACCUGAUCCGCAGAAAAAAAGAGGCGUCAUCCACUACUUUCAACUGGAACUCGCUAUACAUGAGCCAAGAUGCUGUCAACUCUUCAGUGGCGGCUCGACUUGGUGUCUCAAAAUCAGAGGUGCUGGACCCAACAUCAGCAGACGCAGCAGUCAAGCAAGCCAUUGCCGAAACGAGCGUGAUCCAAGAGACAAAGGCUUAUUUCGCUGCCAAUGGGGUUGACUUGGAUGCGUUCAAGUCUCAUAAGCGGGGCGAUACGGCGAUACUGGUCAAGAACUUCCCAUUUGGGACUACCAUGGAGGAACUGCGCAAACUGUUUGAAGAGUUUGGUCCAGUUCUCAGAGUUUUGAUGCCGCCAGCGGGUACGAUUGCGAUUGUGCAAUUCGCACAGGCCAACCAUGCAAAGUCGGCAUUUGGCAAGCUGGCGUAUCGACGGAUCAAGGACAGCGUGCUUUUUCUGGAGAAGGCGCCAAAAGAUCUGUUUACUAGCGAGGCGGCUGCAGUGUCGGCGGCCAAGGCCAACAGCCAGCCGACCGCAACGACUAAGCUGAGCGUUAGCGACCUGUUGACAGGCGGAGGCGACAAGGCAGAGGAGGAAGAAGUGGAGACAACAUCUCUGUUCAUCCGCAAUUUAAACUUUGACACCACCACGAGUAGACUAGCUGAAGCUUUCCAAGCUCUGGAUGGGUUUGUCUCGGCCAGGGUCAAGACCAAGAUGGACCCGAAGAAGCCGGGUCAGAUACUCAGCAUGGGCUUUGGGUUUGCCGAGUUUCGCACGAAAGCGCAGGCUCAGGCAGCUCUCAAAGCCAUGGACGGGCAUGUUCUGGACGGGCAUGCGCUGACGGUCAAGGCAUCGCACAAGGGCAACGACGCUGCGGAGGAGAGGCGCAAAGAGGACAGGGCAAAGAAGGUGGCGGCCAAGCGCACCAAGGUUGUCAUCAAGAACUUGCCUUUCCAGGCGACGAAAAAGGACAUACGGACGUUGUUUGGCACAUAUGGUCAAUUACGAUCUGUCCGCGUUCCAAAGAAGGCAGAUUCUAGCUCAAGAGGCUUUGCCUUUGCAGACUUUGUGACACCGCGCGAAGCGGAAAACGCAUUAAACGCGCUGCGAGACACUCAUUUGCUUGGGCGGCGUCUCGUGCUGGACUUCGCCGAGGCGGAAGCUUUGGACGCUGAGGAGGAGAUAGAAAAGAUGCAGCGCAAGGUAGGAGGACAGGUGAAUAAGGUUGCGCUUCAGAAGCUUACAGGAGGGGGACGCAAAAAGGUGACUAUUGGCAACGAGGACGACGAAGAGAUGGAAUAG